AUGGCCAACAGGUGCCCACAAGCAGCCCUUUCGUCACACGCACCAAGGGCCACAUCAUCGGCCCUAUCCCCGUCAUCGACCGGGCGACCCGGAGACCUCUCGAGAGCUGGGCAGCGGGCAGCUUCAGGGCGCACCACCGUUGGCAGCCUAAUUGGAAAGUUCGAAAGCACCGGAUCCGAACCGACUGACGUCAAAGUGACAGCAAACAGUGGGCGCGCGAGCGAUAGCGCCCUUAUCACGCGCAGGGACAGUCCCAUCGGUCGAGGAUCGCACCCGCCGGAGGAGAUAGUGACCGGGACCGGUGGCGAAUGUAGCGAUAAGCCGGUCACCAUGGGUCUGGGCGAAGGACCGCUUCGUUCCGGUGGCCACGGGCGCCAGCGCAAAACGGCCGUCUACAGUCGGCUUUGUUUGGGUGAGGCCCUACUGGGCGAGGGUGGGCUGUUGGGCGUUGGUAAGGCGCGUGCCGGCCCCAACCCGGAUACGGUGCUGGCCGGAACGGACCACCUCGAGGUGGGCUGGCACCCGGAAGUGGUUCGGUUUCCGUGCGUCGAGCGACUGAUCGAACUGUACGCAAAUAUCAUCCGCCAGCAGGAGGCUGAAGUGCAAAGAUUUAUGAGCAGUAUUGUAAAGGCCGGCGAUAAAAGUCGAUUAGAUAAGGCGCAUGGGAGCGACCGACGGCAAGGUGACAUACGCGAGGAACCCGUACUACCUGCGUCAGUGUCACUGAAGUCGUUGCCACGGUUAAAGACAAACCCGCUGAGGUUGGUUUCGGGCACAACCGCCACCGAGGGUGACAGUCACGCGCAAACCACGGACACAGUGGUACGUGCCACCAGCCAGCCGAAGGAAAGCUACAGUCCGUCGCAAUCCGACGAAGGUUGGCGCAGCAGCACGCAGCUCAGCCCGUACGGUUCGAGUGACGAGGAAGACCGCCAACUAACGGUGCAGGAACGCGCGGAAAGCUCACCAACCAGCGAGGACACAAGCAUGAAGAACCGGGACAAGGUGACCCGCUCGUCCAGCUCCGACUCGGCCCUGGGUCUCGACGAGGACCUCAGCCAGCAGGAACAGCAACAGAUGAUCGCCACCGUAGGCAAGGUGCGCCGGUUAACGUUGGGUGUGUCAGAUAUACCCUUGCGAUCGGCUCUACUACCUGUGCCGGAACCUUCGACUCUACCGAGCAUCCUGCCACUGCCCAACUCAGAUCACUGUCCGACGGUCGUACGCAGCAAGAUGAUCCUGGAAGCUCAGCUUAUCGAGCUGCCAAACACCGGCGAUGGUGUGCCAGAUCAACCUGGCCAACAGAGCCUAGGCUGCCCACAGAGUACCUCCGUGUCACGGCGGGAGUCCGCCCAAAGUUACGUCAGUGAUUCCACCGAAGGUGUCCGGUACGUUCGCACACCCUCCGUGGUCGUGUCGGAUUACUCCGAUGACACGAUGUGUGGCAUCACGCUGGAAGAGAUCGAGUACUUCCGGCGGCACCGGCUACGCCGGGGAUCGGCCGAUUGCGAGUCUGACAUCAGUGCGGCGUCUUCCUGCAGCAACCUGAACUACUGCGGAUCGUCCAUCAGUGCGUUGGAGGGCUGCGAGUACCAAUGCGGAUUGCGCACGCCCGAACGCAAGGUGUCCGACUGCUCGACCUGCUCCACCGUCAGCUGCGAUGAGGACGAAGGAUACUCCGUUGUUCGGUCGAAGCUCGCCACACUCAGCCCACCGUCAGGGGUGUCAGAGCCAGCGGGAGGCGAUCCACCUGUUCCUGCGGUGAUCGCCAAACCAGCGAGCCACCCCGAUCUGGUGGAGGACGUGCGAGUUUGCAGCAAAAAGAAGGUUAGUCACGCAGCCGGCUGUCCGGCGGCUGCCCGACCCUUGUAGUGUUAGCGGCUAGUGGGGCGUUGUGUAGGGCGAUAGUGUAAAUUUUGUACCAAUUCCAGCUUUAACUGACCAAUAAACCGGGAGCUAAGCA
Messenger RNA from Anopheles nili, 1963 nucleotides. RefSeq lists its product as uncharacterized. Bases 1 to 1872 code for a protein of 623 amino acids. The record is from RefSeq and is a predicted model, not a curated record. NCBI's taxonomy places the organism in Eukaryota, Metazoa, Arthropoda, Insecta, Diptera, Culicidae. The transcript has a single exon.